Equus caballus (horse) is the source of this 1828-nucleotide messenger RNA. Lineage: Eukaryota; Metazoa; Chordata; Mammalia; Perissodactyla; Equidae. The record is from RefSeq and is a predicted model, not a curated record.
CUGUCCCCUAGAGGUCCCCAGGGGACCUAAGCAGCCAGGAGUGGUUUGGCGCUGCGUCUGGACCGACCUGGAGCGCAGAGGCGGGGCUUUGCAGACGGUCUGCGGCUGACACAGGCUCCCGGGCCGCCGGAGCGCUCACUGCACUCCGGGCGCGCUCUCUGUUCUUCCGCAGCCCGGAGGCUUCCCACUGCAGCCGGCGCCCUAAGGUCAGUGCCCAGGAAGCCAUGGCGAAGUCCAGGGGCCGCCUCUACCUUUGGAUGUGCUUGGCUGCAGCGCUGGCAUCUUUCCUGGCGGGAUUCAUGGUGGGCUGGUUCAUUAAACCAAUCAAAGAAACAGCCACUUCACUGCGCUAUCAUCAGAGUAUACGGUGGAAACUGGUAUCCGAGAUGAAAGCUGAAAAUAUUAAAUCAUUUCUUCGUUCUUUUACAAAGCUUCCUCAUCUGGCAGGAACAGAACAAAAUUUACUGCUUGCCAAGAAAAUCCAAACCCAGUGGAAGAAAUUUGGACUGGAUUCAGCCAAGUUGGUUCAUUAUGAUGUUCUCCUAUCUUACCCUAAUGAGACAAAUGCCAACUAUAUAUCAGUCAUGGAUGAACAUGGAGUUGAGGUGGUGUAGAAUUGUUGAUACUUUUUGUACUUUAUAACUCCAUUUUUUGUGUGUGAAUUAGAAUUUAGGGUCAAGUAAAAGUAGAAAUUUGUUAAUAGUGCAAUGGAAUUCAUAGUUCUUAGAAAAGUUAAUAAGUUGCAAAUUAAUUAAUCAGUGUCUACUAUGAGUUAGACACAGUGUUAGGUCCUGAGGUCAGAAUGAAGACUAGGCCAUGGUUCUUCUGCUUAAAAAAGGUGAAACAGACAUUGGAACACAUCAUUUCAAAUCAGUAUGGUAAGUGCUUUGAAAGAUGUGAUUAGAGUUCUUUAUCUACACAGAAAAGGACCACUCAGUCCAGCCCGGGAGUUAGAGAGGUUUCCUGAAAGGGUUGAUAUGUGAGUCAUGAAAGAUCCUAAGAGGUUAACCACAUGAAAAAGCAAGGUAGGAGAAUUCUAGGCAGAAGAGAAAAUAACUGGCAAAGGUUUGGAGACAUAUACUAGCUUAGUAUUGGAGGAACUUAAGGAUUUUCUGUAUUUCAAAAGUGUAAAAUACAAAGUGGGUCAUGAUAAGAGAUAAACCAGUAUGUAUGUUUUGGGGACAGGUCAUAGAAGAACUUAUGCGCUGUCCUAAGAGCUCAGAAUUCAACUUUAGUCAGUGGAAACAUUUGAUAAAUCCUAAGCAGAGGAAGGAUGUGGCUGGAGAGACAGUUUAGGUGGUUGGGGCAGUGUUUAGAUUAGACCCAGACUCGGCAAGGAGUUAAAGUUGGAGUCUUAAGACAGUAGUCCAAGUAAAAGAUGAUGAAGCCCUGAUUUAGGAUGUUAGCAGGAAUGAGGAAGGGCGAUGGAUUGAAGAAAUAGUUAGGAAGCAGUAUUAGCAGGACCUGAUUAGCGAUCAACUGGAGGAAGGAGGUGAAGACAGAAUUCAGAAUGACUCCUAGGUGUCUGGUGUGGGUGGGUAGCUAGUGCUGCUAUUAACAGUGGUAGGGAAUGCAGAACCAGAAGUAGGCCUGGGAUGAGAGAAGAUAAAUUCAAAUUUUGACAUGUUGACUUUGGACAUCCAAGAUGAAAUCACCAUCAGGUCCUUAAAAUUACAAGUUUGGAAAGCUGAGUUUCAUAAGCAUGUUAGCUAUGGAUAAAAUUUAGAGAGUCAAUGACAUCUUGCAGGAAGGGAGUGUAAAAUGAGGCAAGCAGUGGGCUGGGAGUAAAACGCAGGAAAUGUUACUUAAAUGGAGUUGGAAAAAAAAG